AAUCCCUGGAACGAAACUUUCUCUUUCUCUCUCAACAUUCACCUCUGAGCUCCUUUCUCUCUCUUUAUCUCUUCUGUUCUGUACUUUCCUCUUCCGCCAUUUCACACUAGCACACACAUCACGAAGAACCAACACGACCCAUUUGCUUGCUAGACCUGUCUUUCAUUCUUUCCUUCUCUCUCUCUCUCUCUAUAGCUAAAUGGCUGAAUCUCGCCGGAGAAGAUGAAGGUAUCCGGCAAGUCCCACCUAGCGGCAGCAUUCCCGGCUACCCUUUCAACCAAGGGUAUAAACCCACGAACGGAUUCGGAUCUUCAGCCCAAACCCAGUACCCGAAAACCCGCCAGGAGAAAGCCACGUACGCCUGGCUUCGGUAGGGUCAAGAUAACCGGAGCUUCGAAUGGGAGGCGGAGCCGGCCGGAGACGCCCUUAUUGAAGUGGAAGAUCGAUGAUGUUGUGGAGAGAGUGAAGGAUGAGAGUGAGGCUCUAGAGGAGGACGAGAAGGUUGAGGAUGGUCGGAGACAUGGCCGGAAAGGUAGGAGGGAAAGGGAAGCGGCGGUCUCGGCGAGGAAGCUCGCCGCUGGACUUUGGCGGCUGCAGUUGCCGGAGGUGACUUCGUCCGGUGGCAAAAGGAGGGGUCAGCUAGGGUUUCAGCCGCCCGGAGUUGGCCAUGUUGGGUUAUCUUUUGUCCACCCUCGCAGUAACAAGGCACAUGGUUCUGAAGCAAAGGAGUACCUACAGAGCCCCAGUUCUUCUUCGAGGAAUGGAAUGUUUUGCAAGCUUCAGCCUUCUUUUCAGUUUCCCAACACUGCCAUGGAAGGAGCAACAAAGUGGGAUCCUGUGUGCUUAAAAACAUCUGAUGAAGCGCUCCAGAUUUACCGACAAAUGAAGCUGCUUGAUCAACAAGUUAGUGCUGUAUCUGUGAUGUCUGCACUUGAGGCUGAACUAGAGCAGGCUCAUGCUCGCAUUCAGGAGCUUGAGACCGAACGACGAUCCUCAAAAAAGAAACUCGAGCACUUCUUAAGGAAGGUUAGUGAGGAAAAGGCCUCAUGGCGGAGCAGAGAGCAUGACAAAAUUCGUGCAUUUAUUGAUGACCUGAAAGCAGAGUUAAAUCGAGAAAGGAAGAAUCGCCAAAGAAUUGAAAUUUUAAAUUCUAAAUUGGUCAAUGAGCUCGCUGAUGCCAAGUUGUCAGCAAAGCGUUUUCUACAGGAUUAUGAUAAAGAAAGAAAGGCCAGAGAAUUAAUUGAGGAAGUAUGUGAUGAGCUUGCCAAGGAAAUUGGAGAAGACAAAGCUGAAGUUGAAGCAUUGAAGAGAGAGUCCAUGAAGCUCAGAGAGGAAGUUGAAGAAGAAAGGAAGAUGCUGCAGAUGGCUGAGGUCUGGCGUGAAGAACGUGUUCAAAUGAAGCUCGUUGAUGCAAAGGUUGCAGUUGAAGAGAAGUAUUCUUAUAUGAACAAACUUGUAGCAGAUCUGGAGAAAUUUUUUGAGUUAAGAAGUACAACCCCAGAUGUGAAGGAGAUGAAAGAAGCAGAGUUGCUUCGACAGGCUGCUGCUUCUGUAAAUAUUCAAGAAAUCAAGGAUUUUUCGUAUGAGCCUCCCAACCCUGAUGAUAUCUUUUCUGUUUUUGAAGAAGUUAAUUUUGGUGAAUCAAAUGAAAGGGAGAUUGAACCAUGUGUUGCUUACAGUCCUGUAAGCCAUGCCUCUAGAAUUCAUACUGUUAGUCCUGAAGUUAAUGGGAUUAGUAAGAACUGUAUUAAAGGACAUCUUAUGGUGCUUGCUGAUCAUAAUGGUGAUAUAGAAGAAGAUGAAAGUGGAUGGGAAACUGUAAGCCAUGCUGAGGACCAGGGCUCGAGCUAUUCACCAGACGGAAGUGGAAGUGCCCCAUCUGUCAACAAGAAUCUUCGAGAUAGUAAUGUUUCAGGGAGUGUAACAGAAUGGGAAGACAAUGUUGGUAAUGAAACACCAAUCACUGAGAUCAGUGAAGUCUGUUCAGUACCUACAAAGCAAUUUAGGAAAGGAUCCUCGAUAACAAGGCUUUGGAGAUCUGUCUCAAACAAUGGAGAAAAUUACAAGAUAAUCUCGGUAGAGGGAAUAAAUGGCCGACUUCCAAAUGGAAGGCUGUCUAAUGCAGGUACCAUGUCUCCAGAUAGAGGCUCAGGGAAAGGGGGGUUUAGCCCUUCGGAUUUGCCAGGGCAAUGGAGCUCUCCUGACUCUGGGAAUUCUCACAUUCGAGGAAUGAAAGGAUGUAUUCCUCGCAGCGUACAGAAGCACAGUUUAAAGGCAAAGCUUUUAGAGGCAAGAAUGGAAAGUCAAAAACUCCAGUUGCGUCAUGUUCUCAAACAAAAGAUCUAGUACUAAGCUGGCACAGCUUGAUCAUGAAAAUUACCAACAUAAACAGGAGGAAAAUAUGUUGUUUCAUUUCUGGCUGUGGGAGUGGUUCUUCCAAAUGAAUCUGCUAACCGGUGAUCAUCAUUGGGUUCAGGAGCCUUGAGCCUAGGAAUAAAACCCAACACACAAUUGGCCCCCUACACUUGCUUCUUUCUCUCCAGUUUUCCCGCAACUGAUUGUGUGUGCUGAUAUUCUAUUUCUUUUUGUUAAGACCUAACGAGCUGGAGAAUAAUAGUGCUCUGUAGAAUGGCCAGGUAGUCUUCUUCCAUUAGCAAGAAGGUUCAUUAUUUUCUCGGAAAAGCAAGUCAUUAUUUGUUGUAUCAUUAAAUUGUCAAGUCUUCAGGACACUAUCGCUACUGAGGAAAGGAAAUUCAUGGUGAAGACUAAAAUUGAUAACAUUCUCUUCUCUGUAAUCUGUACUAUUAUUACGAGGGAUUCUUGCAGUUUCUUAUAGAAUAUGGAAGAUGAAAAACUAAUGCUGGCCUGCUGUAAUUCUUGAGCAUAAUAAUCAGGCAAAAACCAUGCAAAUUAUGUUAA
Molecule: messenger RNA, 2919 nt
Organism: Humulus lupulus (European hop)
Lineage: Eukaryota; Viridiplantae; Streptophyta; Magnoliopsida; Rosales; Cannabaceae
Exons: 3
Coding region: 223-2346 (707 amino acids)
Source: RefSeq, a predicted model, not a curated record